Molecule: messenger RNA, 3108 nt
Organism: Batrachochytrium dendrobatidis JAM81
Lineage: Eukaryota; Fungi; Chytridiomycota; Chytridiomycetes; Rhizophydiales
Exons: 5
Coding region: 1-3108 (1035 amino acids)
Biological process (GO): transmembrane transport
Molecular function (GO): transmembrane transporter activity
Source: RefSeq, a predicted model, not a curated record
AUGAGUAACUCGAAAAAGACGCCAGUUAUUCCUUUAAACAAGCCGGAUCUAUGCAUUACAGGACAGGUGCCGAGUAACCAUAGUGCUCCUAUUCUGAAUGUGCAAACACAGGACUUUAUCUCAAGCCAUACUGGUUCUGAGCAUGGUAUUUCUGGCAGCCAUGACUGUGUUGCAUCUCUGGACGCCUUACCUAGGAACUCGCCUCUAGUUGGUCUUAUCCGCUCUAGAUCUGAAAGUGGAGUUAGUUCAACCAGAAAAUGGCCGCAUCCUCAUGGCCCAAGACUUCUUGGAAAAGAGUAUGUUCGUGGCAGUGGUAGCUUCUUGCGUCGGACAAGCAGCUUUGGUGGUGGUCCACCUGUUGUACGAACAAGACGGCCAGUGCCUGUAGCAUCAUUACCACUCAUAGCUAAUGUAGCAUCAGCCCAUGACACUGGGUACUUGCGGUGGAUCAUUCUAUUCCUAUCUUGCUUUCUACUUUUUGGAAACUUUUAUGCAUAUGACAAUCCAGCCGCCUUGAAUCGACUUUUGCAACAAUUUCUUGGACACGAUUACGAUACUUGGCAGUAUGAGCUCAAUCUUUUGUACUCUGUCUAUUCAUUUCCCAACAUGUUUCUUCCCUUUAUUGGUGGUCAACUAGCCGAUCGCUUUGAUCCAAGAGUUGUUCUACUGGUCUUUUCUACAACUGUAUGCGUUGGACAAACACUCUUUUCAAUUGGCGUAUCGACAAAAUGUUUUGCGCUGAUGGUAUUCGGCAGGGUAUUAUUUGGUAUUGGCGGUGAAAGCAUCAGUGUGAUUCAAUCAACUAUUACUACAAGCUAUUUCAAGAAUAAAGAGCUGGCUAUUGCACUGGGAUUGAAUUUGUGCAUCUCCAGACUUGGUUCAGUAGUCAACUCGAUUCUUUCGCCACGGAUUGCAUUGGCUACUGACGCAAGCGUUGCUGUUUGGAUUGGAAGCGGCACAUGCUAUGUUUCACUACUUUGUGCAAUAAUUCUUUCAACUAUGAUUAGUGGUCAUCCGACUCUAGCGAAUAUUCCUACCAAUUCCUUGGAUGAAACACUUUGCACCUUGGAUGAACGCGCUCCAUUGCUGGCUUGCGUUUCCACUCAAGAGGAGCCUGCUAUUGAAAAUACCGUUGAUAGAUAUCAUGCUGACUGUCAUCUGGCAAGCUCAGAUGCAACACUAAGUGGUCAACUACCUUUUCAACCUGAGCCUACCAAAUCAUUCAUGCAGUUUAAUUUAAAAGGCUUAAACCAGCUACCGCUGUCUUUUUGGAUUCUCUGUAUCAUUUGCAUUCUUCUUUAUGGGACAGUUAUCCCAUUCAACAAUAUCGCAUCUGAUUUUUUCAUGUCAAAAUGGUAUCCAAAUGAUCCCGAAAAGGCAGGCAUUGUAAUGAGUAUUCCAGAUUCCAUGUCUGCCAUAUUAGUACCGAUUUUAGGUUAUUUUGUGGACCGAUACGGAGGCAGAGUAAUGAUGUUGAUGAGUUGCGCAGUGGUCAUUGUUGGAGUUCACCUUACUCUUGGAUUAAGCAUGAUCAAUCCCAUCUAUCCAAUGGUUUUUCUUGGAUGUAGUUAUUCGUUAUAUGGCGUUGCAAUUUGGCCAUCUGUCGCGACUGUGAUUCAACAUGAGGAGUGUAAACUGAAAGAUCAAAAUCCAGAUGCUGAACCACCAAGACUACUAGGUGCUGCAUUUGGUUUAUCUACGUCUGCACUGAAUGCUGCACUGACACUAGUUCCGCUUAUUGCUGCCCAAAUCCGUGUACAAGGUGGAUCUUACUUGCCAGUGGAGAUUUUUUUUGCUUCACUUGCUGCCAUAGGAGUAAUUUUUUGCCUAGUCCUGUAUGUCGUGGACUCUAAAAACGAUCGUGUUCUUCAACUUCCCGAGAUGAUGGCUAGUUCUACAAGUUUCGACUCUGAAAUAGUUUAUAAUACAGUUUCUAGAUGUGAUAGCGAUUGUAGCCAGAACUUGACUGAAGAAGAUGCGCCAUUUUCGGGAUUUUCAUAUCAAGAGUGCUCCUCAUCACAAGCAUCUUUAGAUUCAGCUGGACACUCUUACAAUGCAACUCGAAGUGUUUUAAACAAAUCUGCAUGCGCCAUUGAUUCGAUUUGUGUGUAUCCAUCUGAUAAACACAUCUUGCUAGAUGUUGAGUCACAGUCUCAAGACAAGAGUAGUACAGUAGAGUCUGUACAGCUGCCGCCCCAUUGCUCGUUUACUUCCUUGGGUGUCUCUUUAUCACCAACUCCAGCAGUUUCUAUACAGCCUUUGCUGGAUACCGGGUCUUCAGAAAUCAUUACAGAGAAAAGUCCUAGUAUAUCAGUAUGUCAAUCUGAUACUACAUCAACCAGUGAAUAUCGCGAAUCUUCCUCGUGGGCCAUUGCACAUACCAAUAGGAUAUUGGCACCUAAACCAUUGCUUGAUGCAUUAUCUGUUUCAAAUGACGAGUUGCUGUUGGACAUUUCUUUACACCAGAAAACCAACUUGUCCCACACUCAAGAUUCCUAUAAACCAUAUUCAACUGAGCUUCAAGUUCAUUCACAUGCUGCUACAACCGAAGCAAUGGCUCCCAGUCGAGUGGAAACUUGCUCCGUGAGUUCUAUUUAUCAAUUUCCAUGGGAUAGUCAACAGUUUUUGAUGAGCGCAUCUCAUACUUCUAUUUCCGAGAUUGAUGCUCAUCAGUCACCACGGCAGGCUUCGGUGCUGCUCCCAACAAAUCAGACGGCAACUUUUUUAGCACCACUUCCACGCUCUCUAUCGCAACUGGCUACUAUUAUUCCAUCUGACAGCAGCCAAAGUUUUAUAGGUGCAUUCUUUAUGAAUUCCAACCUCGCGGUACCAUUGCAUAGGAAAGAUCUGACAAAUGACGAGUUUGUGUCGCUCAGUGGUACCAAUUUGCGUGCAUCUACGACAUCUAUUGGUUCUAUGUUUCCAGUUCCAUCGCCUUUUGCAGUACGACAUCAGCCUUUUCAAGCACCAUCGAAUACUGCUAUAUCCGAUAUAGGGCUCGUACAAGGUUUUAAAUCUAGUUCUUUGGCUCGUGUAAAUGGAGAUGGCAGCGAUGAGCAUACAGGGUCUGAUGGUGCAUCGGAGCAGUCAGAUUUAUCUAUCGAGUAA